Molecule: messenger RNA, 1855 nt
Organism: Ruditapes philippinarum (Manila clam)
Lineage: Eukaryota; Metazoa; Mollusca; Bivalvia; Venerida; Veneridae
Exons: 3
Coding region: 46-687 (213 amino acids)
Cellular component (GO): plasma membrane
Source: RefSeq, a predicted model, not a curated record
UCUGUUUUUGACGUCUGCUUCACAAUACAGUAGUAUAUUAACAUUAUGGCGAAAACACCUGCCGGUUCGUCUGCCAUUUUUAGGGCGGGCUUUUUAGUACUAACAUUGGCGUUUAUAUUACUAAUAGUCGGUUUUGUUACUCCGAAUUGGACAGAAAUUACGGCUGGAGACCUAUUGAUACUUAGAUCAGGAUUAUGGAAAUCGUGUACGGAUGUACUUGGUGCAGGCGAGAAUUGCGGUGAAAGCAAAUACGAAGAUGAAGGCUGGUUUUUAGCUGUGAAGACGUUCGGAGCACUGGGACUGGGAUGUUUAAGUUUAGCUCUCAUCAUGUCUUUUGUGCUACUUGUUGCGGUGUCUAAUGAACGUUUGGCAAGGGUGAAUGUUUACACUGGAACUUUUGCAGCCAUAUUCAUUGUAACUAGUACGGCGACAUAUACAUUUAAGUCAGAACUUGACCAGCUCGGGUACUCCUGUUGGAUGUCAUGGUUGUCUUCAGGGCUUCUUAUAGUCGCUAUCAUAAUCCUAGAAUGUGCUCGUAAAAAGGCUAACCGUAGACAAAUGACAUUAAACCACGCAGCAGAAGUUGUUUCCGAGGAGGAUAAGUCAAGUGACCAAAGUAUUCAAAUGGAAGAUUUAACGCCUAAGACUGCAACAGCCAUACAGCCGCUUGUGGUACAUCAGACUUAAUAAUCAGAUCAUAAUUAUUGGAGUAAACAAAAGACUUAAUGUUACUUUUCCAUGUUAAGAAACGAGGAGAGAAAUGAUCUUGAACAUCGGAUGUAUAUUUUUAUUGUUAUGAAAAAUGCUUAUGAGAGGAGCCCCCCAAAAAAACUAAACAAAACUUUGCUCAACCGAUUCUGUGUUGUUUCGAUUUACAUCUACUAAAAAACUGUUCAUUCAUAUGAAUUAUAUUGAAACUGAUGAUAUACCUUGGCGCCAGGAAAGUCGAUAAUGUUGAGUGUUCGAGGGCUGUAUAAUAUGUUCGUAGACUACGAUUAUAUUAUUCUAAUAUAUUUAAUAGGAACUUUUCUAUAAUAACGAAGCUGCAAACUUAACUAACAAAAUAUUGUCUGGAAAAAUAUUUACCAUAGUAACAAUGAUCAUAUCGGAAGCAACACGUCGUCAUCCGGAUCACACAGAUUUUUAACAUAAUAAUUUUUCAUUUCUGUAAAAGAACGAACUAUUUAGCGUUAACAUAAAAAGAGCGAGAAAAAGCUAUGGUCUUAAGCUUAGCGUUGACGUCAUCAACAUUUUAAUGUUAUAUUACUUGAAUGCAGAAACAGUAACAAGCGGUAGUAAAGGCAUGACGUCAAGAAAUUAUUUGCAAAUACGCGCAUACAUUACAUUUUGUACCAAUCUUGGUCAGGUUUGAAUCUUACACGUGUCAUUUUACAACGCGCCCGCACACACAAGGCCAAUCCAACAAUACUGGAGAUCAGUGGUCUAGUAUUUGUAACUAUAGCUCGCCUUCUUUAUACCCAGACCUAGACCCGAUGGACCUCCGCUUCUUCUGGAACUGCGAUUUGAUUCAGUCGAUGACGUCAAUGUAUUGUUGCUUCAUUUCAUGAGUGUUGGUACAUUCUUAUACUUAUAGGAAACAUUCUAUAAGUGAAUCUCCAGGCAUGAAACGUCUGUCCGUUUGACUUGGAUUACAUCGAAAGCUAUUCGUUGCUUUUAUAAAAUGACGUUAUAUUGACGUUUUUUAUGACGUCAUGCUCCGGGCUUCGUUAAUGUAUUGUGUUUACAUUACUUUUAUUUGUAAAAUGUUUGAUGUAUUUAUAAUUUCUUGUUGUUCUUUUUUGUACUGUGAAACAAAUAAACUUUAUUUUGUAUGUAUAUAAAUUUUAAUACUAUA